Messenger RNA from Solanum verrucosum, 558 nucleotides. The record is from the annotation of a RefSeq genome assembly. NCBI's taxonomy places the organism in Eukaryota, Viridiplantae, Streptophyta, Magnoliopsida, Solanales, Solanaceae.
AUGAAAAACGUAACCGAUUCUUUCGUUUCUUUGGGCCACUGGCCAUCUGCCGGGAGUUUCGGGUUUAAUACCGAUAUUUUAGCAACAAAUCCAAUAAAUCUAAGUGUAGUGCUUGGUGUAUUGAUUUUUUUUGGAAAGGGAGUGUCAUUAAGUGAUUUAUUAGAUAAUCGAAAACAGAGGAUCUUGAAUACUAUUCGAAAUUCAGAAGAACUGCGUGGGGGGGCUAUUGAACAACUCGAAAAAGCUCGUUCUCGUUUACGGAAAGUAGAAACCGAAGCCGAGCAGUUUCGAGUGAAUGGAUACUCCGAGAUAGAACGAGAAAAAUUGAAUUUGAUUAAUUCAACUUAUAAAACUUUGGAACAAUUAGAAAAUUACAAAAACGAAACGAUUCAGUUUGAACAGCAAAGGGCGAUUAAUCAAGUCCGACAACGGGUUUUCCAACAAGCCUUACGAGGAGCUCUAGGAACUCUGAAUAGUUGUUUGAAUAACGAGUUACAUUUACGUACCAUUAGUGCCAAUAUUGGCAUGUUGGGAACAAUGAAAGAAAUAACUGAUUAG